Messenger RNA from Xyrichtys novacula (pearly razorfish), 309 nucleotides. The record is from the annotation of a GenBank genome assembly. Lineage: Eukaryota; Metazoa; Chordata; Actinopteri; Labriformes; Labridae.
AUGGCUGAUUAUCUGGUUCACCGAGGGCGCGGCAAGGACGAGCGAACAUACGGCAACUUUCAGUCUGAGACUGAAGGAACCUGGCUGCCUGCCAUUUUGCAGAUUUUCACGUUCUCCCCCCUCGUCCUCCAAAGAUUUCCUUUUAACACUCACUCUGUCAUCGCCGCAGCCUUUGAAGAGCCACUGAUGAGGAAACUCAAAGACGCGUUGGCUGUGAGCGACAAAACCUUGAGACGACUCCAGAAAGAGCUGAUAAAACAGCGCUCACCCUCGGAAGUAUUCAUGUCUCCUUUCUUCAGAGUUUCUUAA